AUGCGAGCCCAAAACGUUGUCAGCGCAGCUGGUACUUCAGCUUUGAUGUUGGCUGCUUCUGCUGCUGCCGAACAAGCUGUAUUCCAUCCCACCUCCCUCACCGCCCCUUUCAUCGAACAGUUCAACGAGAACAUUGCCGAUUCCCGAUGGACCAUCUCACGAGCCACCAAGCAGACUCCGGUAGGCGACGAGAUCUUCUCUUAUGUAGGUCAAUGGGAAGUUGAAGAACCAGAGGUGUAUCCAGGUAUUCAAGGUGAUCGAGGUCUUGUAUUGAAGACCAAGGCCGCUCACCAUGCCAUCUCAACUCUUUUCCCUGAACCUAUCGACCCAAAGGGUAAACCCCUAGUAGUUCAAUACGAAGUCAAACUUCAAAAGGGACUUGAAUGCGGUGGUGCUUACAUCAAACUCUUGACCGAAGGUGAAGGAGGUGAAGGUUUCAGAGCUGGUGAAGAUUACACGGACAAGACCCCAUUCACAAUCAUGUUCGGUCCCGACAAGUGUGGUUCCACCAACAAAGUCCACUUCAUCUUCAGACACCGAAAUCCAAUUACUGGUGAAUGGGAAGAGAAACAUCUCAAGAACCCUCCUGCUCCUAAGAUCACCAAGACCACGGCUCUAUACACUCUGAUCGUCAACCCCGAUCAAACCUUCGAAAUCCUCAUCAAUGAUGAAUCAGUCAAGACCGGUAGUCUCCUUGAAGACUUCACUCCUGCCGUUAACCCACCUAAGGAAAUUGACGACCCUGAGGACUUCAAGCCUGAAUCAUGGGUUGACGAAGCUGAGAUCGAUGAUCUCGAGGCCACCAAGCCUGCCGAUUGGGACGAAGACGCUCCUCUCAUGGUGACUGACACUGACGCCACCAAACCUGAUGACUGGCUGGAGGACGAGCCUGAAUACAUCCCCGACCCAGAAGCUGAGAAGCCUGAAGAAUGGGAUGACGAAGAGGAUGGAGACUGGGUCCCUCCAAUGGUACCUAACCCCAAAUGUGAGGAGGCUGCUGGAUGUGGUCCAUGGAUUCAACCCAAGAUCAAGAACCCUAAUUACAAGGGCAAAUGGACCGUUCCCAAGAUCCCCAACCCAGCCUACAAAGGUCCAUGGGCAGCUGCCAAGAUCCCUAACCCCGCUUUCUUUGAAGACUUGCACCCAUCUGACUUCACCAAGAUCGCUGGUAUCGGUAUUGAGCUUUGGACCAUGACCGAGGAUAUUCUCUUCGACAACAUCUUCAUCGGACACGAUGCUUCUCAAGCUAAGAAGUUCGCCGACGAGACCUUCCACGUCAAGAAGCCUAUUGAGAAAGAAGCUGAGGGAUCGCUAGAGGACGAGGAUCUCGACCACCCUAAUACUUUGGUCGAUAAGAUCCGAUUGAAGGUUUACGAAUUCAUCCACCUCGCUAGCAUCGAUGCUGCCUCUGCUGUCAAACAAAUGCCAGAAGUUGCCGCCGGUCUCGCUCUCACCGCUUUCACCACUCUCGGUAUGCUCCUUGCUCUAUUCGGUUUGAUCGGUUCUGCUCCUACCAAGGUGAAACAAACUACCACUGUCAAGAAGACGCCAUCUACCAAAGCUGUCGCACCCGUUGCUCCUGCGGGAGAAGAAGAGAAGAAAGCUUUGGAUGAUGCCGGUGUACCGGUCCCCAACCCCGAGGUCACUAAUCCUGAAGUACGAAAGAGAACUACCCGAUCUACCAAGGAUUAA
Molecule: messenger RNA, 1692 nt
Organism: Kwoniella botswanensis
Lineage: Eukaryota; Fungi; Basidiomycota; Tremellomycetes; Tremellales; Cryptococcaceae
Exons: 11
Coding region: 1-1692 (563 amino acids)
Biological process (GO): protein folding
Cellular component (GO): endoplasmic reticulum; endoplasmic reticulum membrane
Molecular function (GO): calcium ion binding
Source: RefSeq, a predicted model, not a curated record